GGAUGUGCACCAAAAUGAAUUUUCCGGGAUCAUUCCAGCCACACUUGGGAGUCUUGCUCAAUUGGACUACCUCAACACAUCUGGCACCAGCCUCACUUGUCCUGCUGCUGACAGCACCACCUGCGCCCAAACCUUAUCGCCAAAGGCGGCCUUCUGCCAAGAUUGUGGCACCACCUGUUCUGCAUGCCAGCAAGAAACAGCAGCAGCACCAGGAGCACCAGCAGCAGCAUCUGGAGGUGGAGGGGGUGUAUCAGUGGGAGGCAUCAUUGGCAUUGCUGUUGCUGCUGUGGUCGUUCUCCUCCUGCUUCUGGCUGCCAUGUUGCUCUGCUUCAGGCACCAGAAGCGGCAAAGCUCAAAAU
Molecule: messenger RNA, 359 nt
Organism: Closterium sp. NIES-65
Lineage: Eukaryota; Viridiplantae; Streptophyta; Zygnematophyceae; Desmidiales; Closteriaceae
Source: the annotation of a GenBank genome assembly